Ilex paraguariensis (yerba mate) is the source of this 1440-nucleotide messenger RNA. Lineage: Eukaryota; Viridiplantae; Streptophyta; Magnoliopsida; Aquifoliales; Aquifoliaceae. The record is from the annotation of a GenBank genome assembly.
AUGGGUGAUAUUGCAGUGAAUGCUGAUGAGUGUUUGUUGACAAGGAUGCAAGAGAUGUCAUUGGACUAUCAUUUCACUGUGGAGCAAGAAGUGGGUUCAUCCACUCAUGCCUUCUUUGGCUUCAAUGGAACCGGUGGGAUAUGGCGAAUUGGUGCAAUUAAUGAGGCAGGAGGGUGGAAGGACAGAACAACAGUUGAGGACAUGGAUCUUGCGGUCCGAGCUGGUCUUAAGGGCUGGAAAUUUCUUUACCUCGCUGACCUCCAGGUGAAAAGUGAACUUCCAAGCACUUUCAAAGCAUUUCGAUUUCAGCAGCAUCGAUGGUCUUGUGGUCCUGCUAAUUUGUUCCGGAAAAUGGUGAUGGAGAUCAUUAGAAACAAGAGAGUAGUCCUAUGGAAGAAAGUAUAUAUGAUCUACAGCUUCUUCUUCGUUCGGAAGAUAAUAGCUCACAUGGUCACCUUCUGGUUCUACUGCGUGGUGCUUCCACUGACCAUUAUGGUUCCAGAAGUCGAAGUUCCAAAAUGGGGAGCCAUUUACAUUCCUUGCAUAAUCACCGCUCUAAAUGCAGUUGGGACUCCAAGGUCAAUCCAUCUAUUGUUUUACUGGAUUCUUUUUGAGAAUGUGAUGUCCCUGCACCGAACUAAGGCGACCUUCAUUGGUCUGCUAGAAGCAAAGAGAGCUAAUGAAUGGGUUGUGACUGAAAAACUAGGAGAUACUCUCAAGAAUAAAUCAAGCACCAAAACAAUAAAGAGACCCCUGUUCAAGGUUGGAGACAGGAUUCACCUACUGGAACUGGGAUUUGCAGCGUUCCUCUUCUUCAGUGGAUGCUAUGAUUUUCUAUAUGGAAAGAACAACUACUUUAUAUACCUGUUCCUACAAACCGUAACCUUUACCAUCACUGGAUUUGGCUACGUCGGAACUAUCAUCCCAAGCUCUUAGCGCUGCUGCAAUUCUCUCUAGCAACCUUAUUCCUGUAUCUUUCUCUUCUACACAAAAGAUUGGAUUUCCAACCAUUUCAGAUUACACGGACGAAAGCAGAUCAUCAUCUUGUUGAGCAGAAAAAUUCAUGCCUUAAGAGUUUCUUGGAAAGUCUCGUGACCGAGAAGGAGAUAUCAGAAGACACUAGAAAAAGAAAUGGUGUUAUUGUGAGAACAUUAUAGAGUCAAGAAGCACGUUGAAGAAUGGGAAACUCCACAUGGGAGAAGGUCCCAACUUGUAUUUUCUGAUCUGAUUGUUUUGUUUUUAAGUUGUUGGACAUUUAUUUCUAUCUUGUUGAGUCACCCGUUUCUCAGUUUUCCUUGGGUUGGGGGAGAAUAAGCAAAUGUCAGAAGGGCUAAACUUGUAAGCAGAUUUUUGUUUUUUUUUCUUUUUGUAGUCUUCAUCUGUUUCUUUGCUCGUAUAUUGUAUUAGAACUGCAUAGAGUAAAUCUAAAGGAAUAUGUUU